GCUAACCAUUUGAGUCUAAGCCCAAAUCAUUAUCUAAAGUUGGACUGUCCAAAGCAGACAAAAUUGCCAACACGAAAAUCGGGCCGUUAUUAGGAGACUAUUAGACUCAGUUGGGCCCACGUUGAAAGACAUAACAGGCGUAGGCCUAAUAAUCAUGGGCCAUUGAUGGGCCAGACCUUUUUCUGUGGAUCUAGCAAACAUGCUGACAUGGCGGCCUAAGAAAAAACAGUUGCAAAGGAGUCACUUUACUUAAGAAACAGACAAUUCUCCCUCUUUUUCUCUGUGUUUUUCUCUGUGUCUGUCUCCUCUGAUUCACGCCAACGUUGCUCUUCCCCUGCGGCAAUCUCGAUUACCUAUGCAAAAUCUAAUUCCCAUUUUUCGAGCUAGAGCUAGGAGUUUUUAGAAUGUGAUCUCUGCUUUUUCUUUUAGAUGGCGACAACCCAAGAACAGAAUCUCUCUCAUUCUGGACUUCGUGAGAAGCACCAAGAAGAAUUGGACAAUCUUACAUUAACAAUUCAGCCCUUAAGAACUCUAAAGCUUUUUGCCUUUGCUGUUAUUCAAUGGAUUCAUCAGAUAAUUCGACAUCGAGCUGGUUGGUUCAUGUUUUCAAGCACUUUGGCUGGAAGUAUUGGAAUUUUGGUCAUGACCAUUGGUGGGCCUCAUGAAUUGGUUCAAGAGCAUAUUCAUUACGUUCAGUUUGGAGUUUGGUGGUUGGCCCUUGGGGUAGCAUCAUCUAUUGGUCUUGGAUCUGGUUUGCACACAUUUGUGCUGUAUUUGGGUCCACACAUUGCCUUUUUUACAAUUAAAGCUGUGCAGUGUGGCCGUGUUGAUUUAAAAAGUGCUUUAUAUGAUACCAUUCAACUGAACACUGGUCCUUCAUGGCUGAAAAAAAAUUGCUCUGACUAUGGACCUCCACUGUUCCCAUCAGGACAUGGUUCAAGAGUUCCACUCGGUAGCAUAUUGCCUCAGGUUCAACUAGAGGCCAUCUUAUGGGGCAUUGGGACUGCACUUGGAGAGCUCCCUCCAUACUUCAUAUCUAGAGCAGCUUGCAUAUCAGGUAGCAAAUUGGUUAUCAUGAGUGAUUUAGAUUCUUCUUCAAUGGAAGAUGGUAGUAUCACAGCCAAUCAUCUGAAACAGAUAAAAUAUUGGCUCCUUUCACACUUACAAUACUUGAACUUCUUUACAGUUUUAGUUCUUGCUUCGGUUCCAAAUCCUCUGUUCGAUCUUGCUGGUAUUAUGUGUGGGCAAUUUGGUGUUCCAUUUUGGAAGUUCUUUCUAGCAACAUUACUUGGAAAGGCGAUCAUUAAAACUCACAUUCAGACGGUUUUUAUCAUCUCAAUUUGCAACUAUCAGCUUCUGGACUUCAUUGAAAAUGAGUUGAUUAGAGUGCUCAGCUUUAUCCCAGGAGUAGCCACCAUCCUGCUGGACCUUAUCAGGAAACUACAUACUAUUAGAGACAAAUAUAUGUCACCCUCUCCUCCAGUCUCCUCAAAUAUUAAAGUGAAUAGUUGGGAUUUAUCACUUGCUUCAAUCUGGAAUACUGUUGUAUGGCUCAUGCUUCUAAACUUCUUCAUUAAGAUAGUAACAGCAACUGCUCAGAACUUUCUCAAGGAACAACAGGAGAAGGAGUUGAUAACAUUAUCAAAGAACUAUUUUGAAUUGAAUCCUUCAGCUUCUAAAUCCAUUUAGACAUUUGAUAGUAGUUCUGUUCCCCGUUUAUGUUUAUCUUUUGCAUCAUGCCUAAUGAUGUGGUAAUUUUAGAGGCAGAAAAUUUUUAUAUCUGUCACAGUUAAUAGUUUUCCACACCAUACUCGGUUUUGUGUUUAAUUUGUAUGGAAAGCUUGAAGGAACAGAAGGGAAAAAGCAAGUUCCAUACUUCAUUCAUUCUUGUUAUUGGAUUUUGGACUUUAACAUAUCAUCUUUGUUGUCAAACCUCAGGCAAUAUAAAUCAAGUUAUUAGC
Durio zibethinus is the source of this 1961-nucleotide messenger RNA. Its product is annotated as vacuole membrane protein KMS1-like. The record is from RefSeq and is a predicted model, not a curated record. NCBI's taxonomy places the organism in Eukaryota, Viridiplantae, Streptophyta, Magnoliopsida, Malvales, Malvaceae.